AUGGCGAGAUAUGAUUCUGAGAGCAGCUCCAGCAGCUCGUCCUCAAAGAAGCACGCUGCUUCUCCGUCGUCAAGAAAGUCCAAACCCAGCCCAAAGGACGUCGAUUGGACUGAUGUGACCGACCCAGAAGAGAGAAGAAGGAUUCAAAAUCGAAUUGCCCAGCGCAAGUUCAGGGAAAAAGCUCGAGAAAAUAAAGAGAAGGCGGAACGAGAGCUGCGUAACCAAGAACACGCCGGCAAUAGCUAUCGCAUUCCUUCACCCUCAGACUUCAACCUGGACAGUGAGUUGUCUGGUCUGCCUUGGGGCAGCGUUAGCUGGGGACUGGCCGUGUCAAGAGGACACGAAGUUCAGAGCCGCCGCAGCAGUGGCCGCGGCACAUACGUUGGAGACGACCCUUACUCAGGGGCGCACUACGUCACAUAUGGCCAUGGUAUACCUCAGACAGCCAGCUAUGGCAGCAGUGGUGGCGAGGAAGCUUAUUACGACGAUACGAAUUACACCUACGACCCAACCAGCAUCCAGGUGUAUCCUCCGGUAAUUUAA
Messenger RNA from Metarhizium brunneum ARSEF 3297, 543 nucleotides. RefSeq lists its product as uncharacterized. Gene Ontology annotation, biological process: regulation of DNA-templated transcription. NCBI's taxonomy places the organism in Eukaryota, Fungi, Ascomycota, Sordariomycetes, Hypocreales, Clavicipitaceae. The record is from RefSeq and is a predicted model, not a curated record. Gene Ontology annotation, molecular function: DNA-binding transcription factor activity.